GGAGCACGAGGGUCUCAGCUUGCAUUUGGAGGUUAGGUGCGACAGGUGUCGAGGUCGUAGUGGCCGCGGGCGCGAUCGUCCACGCUCGUCGCGAGAUAUCGGACGAUAUCGGUGACGAGUCAGUCAUUAUGCGGGGCGAUAAAAGGAGUGGAUCGGCGGCGCGGCGAAAAUGAACGCGGUCUUCCUCGCGGCCCUGUGGUUCGGGCACGCGGUCUUCGGCUUGCUAGAAUGGAUCUGCGAGGUCUGGGAGCUGCUCCAGGGUCUAUGGACAGCGGGCUGGCUCGGCCCAGGACCGCCCGCCGAUGCCAAGGUCCUCCGAGCCAGCGUCCCCAGGAUGCGCAAACUGCCUGCGCACGUGGCCGUCGUCCUGGCUGACGAGCGCGUCUCUGUCCGCGACCUCGUGCGCUUCGUCGAAUGGUGUUUCCUCUCCAACAUUCCCUAUGUCAGCUUUUACGACCGAUAUGGUGUAGCCGAGAGAAACGAGCUAACCAUCAGGAAAGAAUUUGCUCAGUCGAGGCCAGAUCUUGUGAAACACACCGAGUGGAUCACUCGCAAACCCUUCAGAAGUAAAAAGAAUGGGAUAAGUGAUACAUUAAACCACAACUCCGAUGAGAAGAGAGUGCAUGUUCGAAUUCUGUCAAACUCCGAUGGAAAAGGAGCCAUCGUGUCGUUGACAAGAAUUCUGGCAGAAGCAGCAACCGCUGGGAUGAUCCAGACCGAAGAUAUCAAUACCAAACUUAUUAAUGAGAAAUUGGAUCUCUGCGGACUCCCAAACCCUGACAUGGCAAUCGUGUGUGGAAAUACUCUGUGCACGUAUGGCUUACUUCCAUGGCACAUACCAACCACUGAAUUUUUCUUACUGCCUGUUCAUCGUGAUCUCUCGGUGGAUCGAUUCGUCGGACUGCUGGAGAAAUAUGCAACAAGUGAGCAGCGCUACGGGAAGUGAAAAGUGACCAGAGGUUGCUGCAGGAAUUUGCCGAUCCCUUGCAUCGAAGAAAGGCAGAAGAGGAUCAUUACUACAAUUGUUUGUUACCGAUAUCCAUGUCGAUACUUGACGUCGCUUCGUGUGAGGAUUCCGGAGCCACGUCGGAAAUGACGAAUCACGUUCUUAGAGACACUUGCAAUAACGGUUUCUUGUCUACGGUGGGAGACCCAAAGAGUGCGAAGACAAAUAAAUAUCUCUGGUGGUAA
Molecule: messenger RNA, 1191 nt
Organism: Orussus abietinus
Lineage: Eukaryota; Metazoa; Arthropoda; Insecta; Hymenoptera; Orussidae
Gene: Tango14
Product: dehydrodolichyl diphosphate synthase complex subunit nus1
Exons: 4
Coding region: 170-946 (258 amino acids)
Cellular component (GO): dehydrodolichyl diphosphate synthase complex; endoplasmic reticulum membrane
Molecular function (GO): ditrans,polycis-polyprenyl diphosphate synthase [(2E,6E)-farnesyl diphosphate specific] activity
Source: RefSeq, a predicted model, not a curated record